Sarcophilus harrisii (Tasmanian devil) is the source of this 4367-nucleotide messenger RNA. RefSeq names its product connector enhancer of kinase suppressor of Ras 1 (gene CNKSR1). Gene Ontology annotation, molecular function: protein binding. The record is from RefSeq and is a predicted model, not a curated record. The transcript has 21 exons. Bases 58 to 2304 code for a protein of 748 amino acids. NCBI's taxonomy places the organism in Eukaryota, Metazoa, Chordata, Mammalia, Dasyuromorphia, Dasyuridae.
UAGGACGCUGGCUUUCUGGGCCGGAAAUUUUCUGAGCUGGACGGUCCGGGAUUCGCAAUGGAGCCGGUGGCGUCCUGGGGUCCUGGGGCGGUGGUGGCGUGGCUGAGAGGCCUGGAUGAGCUGGUACAAGAACACCCUUUUGAGCAGUGGGCCCUGGUGGGCAGUGACCUGCUUCAGCUCUGUCCUCGGAACCUGGAGGCCCUGGGGGUCUGGCACAUUGGCCAUCAGGAACUCAUCCUGGAUGGGGUGGAACAGCUCCGGACUCUGAGCUCCGGCCUAGAGACUGAAAAUCUCCGGAAACUAACAGAACAGCUGCGGACCCUGACCCACAAAUUCUGCAGUCUUGUCCCGGGCUGCCUCGGGCCCUGUGGGGAACCUGCCCCAGACCUACUCACGGGAGCCAUCGAGUUGGUCCGAGCAGCUUGGGCCCUUCUCUGCUGGCUCAACAGGUACCUUUUUUCCCAACUCAAUGACUUUUCUGCGUGCCAGGAGGUCGGGGACUUGUGCAGGGAGCUGGCCCAGGCCCUGCAGGAGACCUCGGCCACGGGUGUUUUGGACUUGGAGUGUGGGGGGGAACGAGGGAGCUCCACCGUCAUCUCCCUCUCUCCUCUGCCCGCCCCGGGUCUCCCGUAUACCUUCCCGCCUUCCCAGGGGGACAACAUUGUGAGCGUCUGUGACGCCAUUCUGAGCUUCAGCCCUGAGGACUUGCUGGAUCAGCUGGCCGUCUUGGAGCUGGUGGAGCUGAGAGCCCGACACCCAGAGGAGCCCCUGGGCCUGGAAAUCCUCAGCACCAGCAGCUGCCACCACUUUGUGUCUGGAACGGCCCCAGAGUCUCCUGCUGACGGCUGUUCCCGGAUCUUGCUGGGAGACGAGAUUGUCCAGGUCAACGGGCAGGUGGUGGUGGGCUGGCCCCGGGCUAGCUUGGACAGGCUGCUGCUCCAGGAUCCCGCCCUGCUCAGACUGGUGCUGAAGACUGUUCCUGUGCCCAAGACUGCCCCUCAGAGCCCCUUGGAACCAAUCGCCAGCUCCAGGAACCAGUCAGAAAGCUUGGCCCCCCCCUCUCCAAGAGCCUCAGAAGAAAAAGGUUCUGCCUUCACCUUUGACCAGAGUCCAGAACCAAGACUCCCGAGCUCCUCCGAGGCAGGCCCGGCCACCCCUUCAGACUGUGGCACUAGCUGGGGCCCUGACGAGGCACGCCGCUCCCCCAGCGCCCCAGACCCCCCGCCAGCAGCCCAGCCAGUCAUGGGGGAGAUUGCGAAUCACGGAUCUCCGGAGCCCCCGGACAAGGGUCCUUCCUGCAGUCCCAAGAAGUCCAAAGCCAAAGGGACGGCAACGCGGCUGAGCCGCAGGCGGGUGUCGUGCCGGCAGCUGGGCCAACCUGACUGCGACGGGUGGCUGCUGCUUCGGAAGGUGCCCGGAGGUUUCAUGGGCCCCCGCUGGCGCCGGUGCUGGAUGGUGCUCAAGGGCCACACGCUCUACUGGUACCGACAGCCUCAGGAUGAGAAGGCUGAAGGGCUCAUCAAUGUCUCCAACUACAGCCUGGAGAGUGGCCGGGACCAGAAGAAGAAAUAUGUGUUCCAGCUGACCCAUAACUUGUACAAGCCUUUCAUCUUCGCGGCGGAAACCCUGGCUGACUUGAGCAUGUGGGUGAGCCGCCUGGUGACCUGCAUUUCCAAGUACCAGUUCCACAGCCGAGGACCUGCGCCCAGAGAGGAAGACUGCUACAGCGAAACCGAAGCGGAAGAUCCAGAUGAGGAAGCAGGGUCCCGGCCCGCCUCGCCCAGCCCUGGGGGAGUCUGGAGCUCUCCCCAUGGAGAAGCCUCCCCAUCGACCACCCCCCCACAAGGUAGCCCCCAGGCGGCCCAUAGCCCUUUGACAGACAGCAGCGGUGAUGGAGCCCUGGAGCACCUGGUGCGGGGCCUGAUACAGGGAGGGGUGUCCCUGCUGGGCCGCCCACAGUUCCUGACCCAGGAGCAGUGUCGCAGCUCCUUCCUGCGCCGGGCCCGGGACCCCCAGCUCAAUGAGCGGGCCCAUCACAUACGAUGUCUGCAGAGCACGCUCAAGGCAAAGCUCCAGGAGCUGCAGGUCCUGGAUGAGGUGUUGAAUGACCCCACGCUGACUUCGGAGAAGUUUCGGAGGUGGAAAGAGAAAAACCAGGAGCUGUACUCAGACAGGCCUGGGGGCUGGGCUGGAGCCGAAGGCCCCCUCUGCCCCCCCACCCCUAAACCUGAGGACAGUGCUGCUUGUGACUCCAAAGAGCACCUGCCUCCUGACCCUCCGUGCCCAAGACCCCCCGACCUUUGACUCUAGGGAUGGGGCUCUGACCCAGGGAGUUCCCAACCCCUCAGUAGGUAGAAUUAUCUCUCUACCACCGGACUUUUGAACUCCCCCACUCUGCCCAGCUUUGUCCAGGGCAGGGUCCUCUCUGGGGUCUGCAUAGGGCCGAGAAGCCAUCACUGGCCCCCCCAGGCUGCCAGGCCGAUGACAAGUCUGUUUCCUGCUUCACAGACCUCAGCUGAACCCCUGCUCCUUUUCUCCCUCCCUCCGGCCCCCCAAUGGUCCAGCCUAUUUGCCCCGACAUGCUGCCAGAAUUGUCCGAGGAUGGGGAAGAGAGCCUCGCUUCAUGUGAGAGCUCAUCUUCAGUUACCCAAGGAGGGAAAAUGAGAGAGCCCAGAGGCGGGAACGGGCUUUGGAAGGAGAAUCCAUAAGUGGGGGGGUGGGACGGAGGGGGCCGAGGGGCCUGACCCCCUCUUCUGGUCCUGGAGACAGCUGCAGGGCAUCAGCACUGCUCCCCCUUCCCCCCCGCCCAGUCGGCACAGGCGUACCUCACUUUGGCUGCAUUUCAACGCAUUAAAACAGAUUUACUCUGGGGUCCCUCUGACUGAUGAUCUAUAACCAGAGGAAGCAGUGCCCGAUACCCCAAGAUCACAGAACCUCAGGUUUGGAGAAGAGACCUCAGGGUCCCCAAUGUGUCCCACAUGGGAUACUUACUGAGGAGUCAGGCCUGUAGAUUUGUAGAGGGAAAGCCGCCACUGCCCAUCACUUGGGAUUACUGGGUGUUAGAAAGUUGUGAACUUAUUGUGGAUAGGCUGCAGGAUUUAAAAUUGGAAAGAUCCGAGUUCAAAUCCUGCCUCAGACACUGGUGAUCCUGGGGUUGGGGUGAGGGGCAAAACAUCCCCGAAAGUUCAGUCUUUUAUUCCCCUUGAGCUUACUCUGGUUAGAGUUCAUGCCUCAAGUUUCCACACAUAUUAGUGGUAAGGAGGGGCCGUGGUCUCUGAUUUCCUAUAAGCAUCCAUGUUAAUAUGUGUAUACCUGGUAUAGGACAGCCGCCACAAACAAUGCAGAUGAUGCAGAGGGCCCCAUAAACAGCAGAAACAAACCCCAUAAGGCGUGCAAAGGCCUGCGGACUUCCUAAAACACUACGGGGAGCACAAGGAUGAAACGCAGGUUUAUGAGUGGGCCGAUACUUGACAUUUUGUUGACUCUGUAGCUGUUCCACAGAGUUCUAUAGGGUCCCUCCUAGACUUGUAGAACCUCCUGUGAUUACAACCCCAAAAGGCAAACACUUUGCAGUUAUUUGACGAGCAUCCCCUUUACCGUCAAAGGUGAAUUUUCUAAAUCAGGGCUUCUUAAAUUAUUUUCCAUUUACGACCCUCUUUCUCCCAAUAAAUUUUUAUAUGAUCCUAUAUAUAGCUACAUAAAAUAGAUGUAAAUAUUAACAUUUCAUGUUGUCACAAUAUCAUUAAGUUUCAAGGUCCGGUAUAGGGUUGUGAACCACAGUUCAAGCAGCUGGAGUCUAAAUACCUUGUUAUCGUACUGGGAAGUGACAAAUUCCAAAUCUUUUGUCUUACCAUGUUGGGUGUCCAGCUUCAAAGAUUAUGUAGGUAAUCCUUCCCCAUCUCCCAGAAAAAAAAAUAAAACAUUGCUCAGGAACCACUGAAUUUGAGAUUAUUCCUAAAGCAACCCCUAAGGAUCAUGCUACCUGAAAAUCUCUGAGAGAAAAAAACAGUUCCUUGGUCAGGAAGCAACUCUUCCCCAAAAUCCACUAUGAUCCUAGAUAAAAAAGGUACUUGGGGAAAGGAUGAAAAUGAGGUUCAAAAGAAAUGAACAAAUUUUUGGCUCACUUUUCUAGAUAUUAACAGUUGGUGACUCCUCCAGCAUGAACCCAUCAUCCUGAACUUAGCUGACCAAAUCCAUUUUGUGAUGAUCCCAUUUCCAAAAUGCGUCUCCUAGGAGGAUCCAAACCAUCCCAUUCAUUUUCAUGAAACUAGUCAGAAUUAAUAUUGGGUGGCUCUUUGUCAUCUUGACAAAGGUUAAGUGGUAGGUCUAUAACCCAGGUUCCACAAAUUUGUUUUUUUUUUGUUUGU